Eucalyptus grandis is the source of this 1120-nucleotide messenger RNA. RefSeq names its product rhomboid-like protein 11, chloroplastic. The record is from RefSeq and is a predicted model, not a curated record. The transcript has 7 exons. Lineage: Eukaryota; Viridiplantae; Streptophyta; Magnoliopsida; Myrtales; Myrtaceae. Gene Ontology annotation, molecular function: serine-type endopeptidase activity. The coding region runs from base 16 to 927 and encodes 303 amino acids. Gene Ontology annotation, cellular component: membrane.
GCCGAAACGACGGCGAUGGCGAAGCUUCAGCUCCAGCUCCGGUUUCAGCUCGGGCAGCAACGUUCGCCGGCGCUCGCGCCGCCGUCUCCGUCGCGAGCUCCCACUCCGGGGCUUCGCGUCCGGCCUCUCUCGAGCUCUUCCGCCGCCUUCCCCGCCGCCCCCGCCGCCGCCCGUCCCGAGAGGCUCCGCGUCGUCCUCCUCCGUCCGGUCUCCGAUCCGCGGCGCCGGCCGCCGUGUCGAAUGAGCGGCUCGGAUUUGAUACCGCAGCUCGAGCUCGAGAAGCCGGAGCAGAGGCCGGUGAAGCGCGCGAAUGGGAUUUUCUGGAUUAUACUCUUGAACCUUGGAAUUUACGUAGCGGAUCACUUGUUUCAGGUCUGGGGAAUCAAAAGUCUCUACUUGUACCACAAUCGGCCUACUUGGUACCAGUUUGUGACAGCAACAUUCUGCCAUGCCGAUUGGAACCAUCUCUCAAGCAACCUCUUCUUCUUGUACAUAUUUGGUAAACUUGUUGAGGAAGAGGAAGGAAAUUUCGCUUUAUGGUUUUCCUACAUUCUAACUGGGGCUGGAGCAAACCUUGUCUCAUGGCUUCUUUUACCAAGAAAUUCAGUUUCUGUUGGAGCCUCAGGUGCUGUUUUUGGAUUAUUUGCCAUUAGUGUGCUUGUGAAGAUGUCAUGGGACUGGAGGAAGAUCCUUGAAGUGCUCAUAUUGGGCCAGUUUGUUAUAAAGAGGGUGAUGGAAGCAGCUCAAGCUUCGGCAGGGUUUUCAGCCUCUCUGCAAGGAAAUUAUGCCUUACAGAGUAUUAAUCACAUAGCGCAUCUCUCUGGCGCUCUUAUCGGCGUGCUUCUAGUAUGGCUUCUCAGCAGAGUUCCGCCGGAAUCUCCUAACCAGGAUAAGUCGACUUUCCAGAGGAAAAUGGAUGGAAAUUAAAUAUUCAAAUGUGAUCAUACAUGUAAAAUUUCCCCUUCUUGUAAUUGUCUGAUUGUCUCAAACUAGAACAGUCCUCAUUCAUACCUUCGAUUCCUUUUACUUGCUAGUAAAAUGUUCACGAUGAACGGAUCUUCACAAAGUGGCUGUAUACAGACCGUUGCCCUUUGAAGGUUCAUUUUCAUUUGUUUUGACA